UGUAUGUAUAUAUGUGCAUAUGUAUGAUUUUGGCUAAACAAAAUAAAUUGAAUUAAAUGUGAUGUUGCUGGAAUAAUGAGCUAAUUGAUUUUACAAUUAUUAGUAGUUUGAGAACCCCUACUUUAGUGCAUGUUGGCGCAUGUAAGUCUCUGUUGUGUGGAGGAAAUGCAUAUGAUCUGAACUCUGUAUGUGAGAUUAGGAGGAUUUGGAUUGCUUCUCAGCAGCUGACGGAGCUAACGGUUUUUAAUGAAAGGGGAAGUGGAGGGUGGGCACUACGCUUCCGCAAUAACGCCGUCGGUCAGCAUUAUCAGCUCUAACUGUAUGUCAAAAUGAUUAUUAAAUAAUGUCAAUCUAUCCCUGACAUCUAUUAACGAUAUAAAUAUGUUGAUAAGGCUUAAUAUAGUGGGCAACAAAUUGCCCUAAAAAGGUACAGGCCGGCUCACUGUAUCAAGCUCUCUCACACAUAAUGCACCUAUUGGUGCGCUUACACACACACACAGAGAAAGGAAGAGGAGAACCUCCUCUUUUCGAGGGUCAGUCGUCUCUCACACGUCACUCCGUCACUCAGCCAGUGAGAGAAACAGGUCUCAGAUAUAUAGCUGCUUGGAGAAGGUUGUGUCUGAGUAAAGGUAGCUGCUGUCCUUGGGUCUUAUCUCAGAGAGCAUCCCAUUCCAGCCAUCGAGCUUGAGCCCCCAGGAAACGUGUGCAUUAAAACGGCAAAACAAGCUGUCAAAUUCCAAACUAGCAAACAACGUUUACUUUUAUUGUCCGUUACCCUGCUAAUAUUGUCUAAUGAGAGACGAGGACAAAAAUCAGACUCCAAGGAUUUUUCCUUUUUAUGGAAACGGCUAUAAAAUGUGCAAUAAUCACAGUGGUAGCCCAUAAAAUACUAAUGUGCUCAUAUGUGGGCUUACCAGAUGAAGACAGACUGUAGCCUAUGCCAACAUAUAAAAUAAUAUUACCUGGCUUACUUGAGACGGUCUGUCUAUCGAUGUGUUUCAGUGCCUGGGACAGCGCUGUGUCUGCAGGCCUACACAUAACAAGCAAUAACUCAUCAUGUUUAAUGUUGAUGCAUGAGGAAUAAUGUGCCAUUACUAUUCCCUAUUUCAUGGGGAUCUUGGAGUUAUACAUUUAUUAAAACAACAGCAAAUCAUUUGAACAUUGAUAACCAUGUCCAAGCCUCAGGGUCAGCCUUAGUAAUGUCUAAUAGCAUGAAUUAUUCAUUUAUGAGUGCUUCUUCUCUUUCCACCUCACUCCGUUAUUUAACUCACCAGAAAUGCAUCAUCCUAUGUAAAAUUCAUACACUGCUGUCUUGGACUAAGUUAAUACUGGAUGUGCUUCUUGCGGGUGCCCUGGUAUCAGCUGUAUUACUCACAAGUUCUGUCUUAUCUGACAUAAUGUAUUCGGGCCCUGGGGCUGUUCUGAAAAUGUUCUGGUGUCUCUCAUAUAUUCUGCUGAUGGAUCUUUACUUACAGUCUGGUGGUAACGUGACAGAAUAACAGCCUGUGUGUGUCUGUCUUUGUCAGCCUGUGGAAGCCCCCUCCCUGAGCGAUGGCUUCACCAGUCUCCGUCUACAACUCCAACCCCUUAGACGCACACAUCUCCAGUACGUCCAGAGAGUCUCUGAAGAUGGAGUUGUUAGCCGAUGUGUCUCUGCUGCCAGGGGAGGAGAGAAUCAUAGAUAAAGACAUCAUCUACAUCUGUCCAUUCAACGGAGCUGUGAAAGGCAAAGUGUUGAUCACCAACUACAGACUCCACUUCAAGAGCUCGGAUGCUGAUGUGGUGGUGACGCUGGACGUUCCCUUGGGUGCCAUCAGUCGGGUGGAGAAGAUGGGUGGGGCGUCAAGCAGAGGAGAAAACUCCUACGGCCUGGAUAUCACCUGCAAGGACAUGAGGAACGUGAGGUUCGCCUUGAAGCAGGAAGGUCACAGCAGAAGAGAUAUCUUCGAGCUCCUCUUCAAAUACGCCUUCCCCCUCUCCCACAGUCAGCUGCUCUUUGCAUAUGUGACUCAGGAGAAGUACGGUGAGAACGGCUGGGACAUCUACAAACCCAUGGAGGAGUUCAGACGGCAGGGCUUACCAAACAACAAGUGGCGUAUUACGUUCAUCAAUAAGAGCUACGAGCUGUGUGACACAUACCCCACUCUGCUGGCCGUGCCUGUGAACAGCAAAGACGAGGACCUCCGGAGAGUGGCUGCCUUCAGGUCCAGAGGACGCAUACCGGUGCUAUCGUGGAUCCACAGGGAGAACCAGGCGGUGAUCGUCCGCUGCAGUCAGCCUCUGGUCGGCAUGUCGGGGAAGAGGAACAAGGACGAUGAGCGCUACCUGGACGUGAUCAGGGAGGCCAACGACACUGCCAAGCUCACCAUCUACGACGCUCGGCCCAGCGUCAACGCUGUGGCCAACAAGGCCACAGGAGGAGGCUACGAGGGCGAUGAGUACCAGAACGCGGAGCUCCUCUUCCUGGACAUCCAGAACAUCCACGUCAUGAGGGAAUCCCUGAAGAAACUCAAAGACAUCGUCUACCCCAACGUGGAGGAAUCUCACUGGCUGUCCAGCCUCGAGUCGACACACUGGCUGGAACACGUGAAGCUGGUGUUGUCGGGAGCCAUCCAGGUAGCAGAUAAGGUCUCCAGCGGGAACUCGGUGGUGGUGCACUGCAGUGACGGCUGGGACCGGACCGCUCAGCUCACCUCUCUGGCCAUGCUGAUGCUGGACAGCCACUACCGCACGCUCCGAGGGUUCCAGGUGCUGAUUGAGAAGGAGUGGAUCAGCUUUGGGCACAAGUUUGCCUCCAGGAUAGGCCACGGUGACAAGAACCAUGCCGAUCAGGACAGAUCACCCAUCUUCGUUCAGUUCAUCGACUGCGUGUGGCAGAUGACUAAACAGUUUCCUACAGCCUUUGAGUUCAAUGAGCGCCUCCUGCUGACGAUCCUGGACCACCUCUACAGCUGCUGCUUCGGGACCUUCCUCUACAACUGCGAGAGUGCACGAGACCAGCACGAGGUGAGGUCGAAGACAGUGUCCCUGUGGUCUCUGGUCAACAGCAGGAUGGAGAUGUAUUUGAACCCCUUCUACACCCCCGAGUCCGGCAGGGUCCUGUACCCCGUCGCCAGCAUGCGCCACCUAGAGCUGUGGGUGACGUACUACAUCCGCUGGAACCCGCGCAUACGACAACAGCAGCAGAGUCCGGUGGAGCAGCGCUACAAGGAGCUGUUGGCCCUCAGAGACGAGUACUUGAAGAAGCUGGAGGAGCUGCAGCUGUCCGACUCCCCCUCCUCCCGUCUGGCGAACAUCCCCACGCCCAACACCUCCUCCUCCACCACGCCGCCACAGCAAUACACACAGCUACACACUCCCCUCUGAGGGCUGGUCUCACACAC
Molecule: messenger RNA, 3383 nt
Organism: Anarrhichthys ocellatus (wolf-eel)
Lineage: Eukaryota; Metazoa; Chordata; Actinopteri; Perciformes; Anarhichadidae
Product: myotubularin-like
Exons: 15
Coding region: 1552-3366 (604 amino acids)
Biological process (GO): mitochondrion distribution; muscle cell cellular homeostasis; phosphatidylinositol dephosphorylation
Cellular component (GO): membrane; cytoplasm
Molecular function (GO): phosphatidylinositol-3,5-bisphosphate 3-phosphatase activity; phosphatidylinositol-3-phosphate phosphatase activity
Source: RefSeq, a predicted model, not a curated record